Closterium sp. Yama58-4 is the source of this 396-nucleotide messenger RNA. The record is from the annotation of a GenBank genome assembly. Lineage: Eukaryota; Viridiplantae; Streptophyta; Zygnematophyceae; Desmidiales; Closteriaceae.
AUGCUAACGAUCCUGACGGCGCGCAAGGCCAUCUACAACUCGGAGGACAACCAGAUCAACCUCAAGCAAUGGGUGGCACCAUUCAUAGCAGCCAACGACGGGGUGACCUUCAAGGACCCUUCUCUGGACGCCCCACCAGACAUCAUCCUGCGCCUGGCACGCCUGGCUCUCAGCUGCACCGCCAUGCCCACUGUGCUCCGCCCCAACAUGAUCAAAGUGCUGGCUGAAUUGGAGGCUCUGCGCGAGGAGGUCUGCGGUGCGACCGGGGAUCAGAUGGCGAGGCGGAUUGACCGGGAGAUUGACGACGCGCAGGGGCAUGACCUAGAGGAGGAGGUGGCGAAUGCAAUCAGAAUAGGGUCCAGUGGUGGGGGAGUGAGUGGGGAACGGAGUGAGUGA